This is a messenger RNA of Lathyrus oleraceus (garden pea), 3901 nucleotides long. RefSeq names its product COP1-interacting protein 7. The record is from RefSeq and is a predicted model, not a curated record. The transcript is spliced from 8 exons. Lineage: Eukaryota; Viridiplantae; Streptophyta; Magnoliopsida; Fabales; Fabaceae. Gene Ontology annotation, biological process: response to light stimulus; positive regulation of DNA-templated transcription. The coding region runs from base 412 to 3609 and encodes 1065 amino acids.
UUUAGUGUGGUUGGUAGUGACAAGUGUAACAUUGAAAGCAACAAGAGUGAUUAUUCUUUGCUGCUCAUUUACUCACUCACUCACACUUUACCUGUGAAUGACACCGACAACUUAAUCCAAUAUAGAAAGUGAAACAACUCUCUUGGAUCACAAGUUAACAAGAAUGGACCUCUCAACCACACUCUUACAUUUGGAUCAGAUUCAAUUGGAUUACCAAAAAACAUGUGUUUAUCUGUCAUAAAAGAAACACAAUGAAACAACAUGUUCUGUUGGAUUGGACCCACUAAGUAGCAUCUUUAUGUGUUCCAUUCCAUCACCAUGUGAAGCAUCAUAAUUCAAAGGGAUGAUGAACAUAGACUUUUAAGGAUCCGGUUUUAAGGUUUGGAUUUCAACAACAUUGUGAAUCUAGUUAUGGAUCCAAGUUCUUGUCUUGAUCAUGCGCUUUUUCAACUCACACCAACAAGAACAAGAUGUGAUUUGGUGAUUGUUGCUGGUGGUGUGAGUGAAAGAUUAGCUUCUGGGCUGUUAGAACCUUUUCUUUCUCACCUUAAAUGUGCCAAAGAUCAGAUUUCAAAAGGGGGCUAUUCCAUCACACUACAUCCAGUUGGUAUAUUUGCUCCAUGGUUCACCAAAGCCACCCUGCAAAGGUUUGUUAGAUUUGUAAGCACUCCAGAAGUUCUAGAGAGGUUUGUGACCAUAGAAAAGGAGAUUGUGCAGAUUGAAGGUUCAGUUCAAUCAAGUGAGGCAGAAGGAAAUCUGUCAUAUGCUGAAGGGCGUGUCAAAAGGUCGACUAAUUCCUCCAAUCAAGACGGACAUGAAGAGAAUUCGAGGAUUCGCCUUCAACGUGUUCUAGACAAUCGUAAAGCUAUGCUUUGUAAAGAACAAGCAAUGGCCUAUGCACGUGCUUUAGUUGCGGGAUAUUAUCCAGAAUCAAUGGAUGAGCUUAUUUGUUUCGCCGAUGCUUUUGGAGCUUCGCGUUUAAGGGAAGCUUGCUUGAAUUUCUUAGAGCUAUGCAAACAAAAGAAUGAAGACAAGCUUUGGGUGGAUGAGAUCGCAGCCAUGCAGGUGUCUUCUCAACCCGUGUUGCCUUACUUGCGAACAUCUGGAAUCGUACUUGCGGGUGAAGAUGAGUCAACCCCAAGCCAUGCCAGUUUGGACAUUGGCCAAGAUGAUACCUUGCCAGCAUCAGGUCAAACUCCGUCAACCGAUGGAAGGGCUCAAAUACCAAAGUCGUGGCCGAAUCAUCAUCCGCAGUACAUUCACAAUUUUCAAGGUCAUGCAUUCCAACAAAUGCCUCCAUACCAAGGAUAUGUGUAUCCUGGUAUGCAGGUUCCUCCCUCUUCAUAUUUUCCGGGGAAUAUGCAAUGGCCUCCAAACGAGGGUCGGUCUCACAAUGAUAAAACAUCGUAUAAGAAAAAGAAGAAGAAGAAAAACAAACAAUCUCAAGUAGUGGAGCGCUCUGAAGAAGAUGAAUCAACUACAUUGUCUGAGUCUAGCUACGAGAGUGAUUCGGAUGUUGAUUCAAAGCAAAGCAAAAAGAACUCGUCAGCGGAGCGUAUGCACAAAAAGAAGCAUGGAAAGAAGUCCUCGCGGAAAGUAGUUAUACGUAAUAUAAACUAUAUAACCUCUAAAGGAGAUGGUGAAAAGGGUAGUGUCACAGACGGGAGUUUGUCGAACGAGGAAGAAUUUAUCAAUGGAGAUUCCUUGAAACACAAGGUAGAGGAAGCUGUUGCGUCUUUUGAGAAAAGAAACAAAUCAAACCCACGUCACCAUAAGAAACAACAUACCGCAAAACACCUUGGCAGUGUAAAUGAUUCAACUGUUUCUGAUUCCAAUGGCAUAAAAGACGGUAACAAUUGGGAUGCUUUCCAGAAUCUUCUUUUGAUAGACGAGGAAGAUUCUACGCGUGAUACAGAAAAACAGCCGAUGAAGUUUGAGGAAGAGUAUAUGCUGAACAAAAAUUUUGAAGAUGGAAGGUCAAAGGAAUUUAACAGCGAAGCAGGCUUUGCUAAAACUCGAGUAGUUUCAAAUGAUUCAUUUGUUGUGACACAAAGGGAAUUGAACAAUGAGGGUCGAAAUCGCGUUGAAUACUUCAAGGAAGGGAAGGAUGAACCUACAUUUAUGCAGAAAAAUAAAAGUACCGAAGAGGAUUUGAUGUUUUCUCGGAGAAACGAAGAACCUGGUAGAUAUUAUGUGUCUUCUUCAGCUACAGAUGGUUUACCUUUAGAGAAAAACAAGAAAGACAUUUUGGCUGACGACUCUUUCAUGAUUCAAGCUCGAUCGUCGGAAACUAAAUCUAAUUCCCAAUCAGUUGUUAACAUAAGUUCGGUAUCAGACAUUGUCGGCACUACUGAAUUCACAAACGGAACACAAGAAGGUUCACACAAGAAGUCUGAAACCUUAACUUCUCGCGAGCCGGAUGAUCUCCUGAUGGUUCUUGAUCGCGAUUCAGCUGUGGAGCAGAAUGCAACACCCUGGAGAAUGGAAAUGGAUUAUGAAAACAACAUUGCAUUAUCUGAAGCAAAUAAAAAGCCUUCUGACGUUGGAACCGAUAGAAACCGUGCGUCUGAUCAUGAAGGCGCGGAUAAGAAAACUAGUGGAGCAAAAAAUGGGAAAAUUUCAAGUAAAGAUGCAAAGUCAAAGGCUCCAAAUGCAUCUCUUGGGAAAAGCAAGUCUGAUAUCAUGUCAAGAAGUAGAACAUUGCCGGGAAGCAGAACUACGGUUACGAAGAGCAAAUCCGAGAAGGAAGAAGAAACUAGAAAGAGACGGGAAGAGUUAAUGAUCCAACGACAGAAAAGAAUCGCCGAAAGAAGUUCCUCGAAGAAGACUGGAACAGAAACUAAGAAAGGGAAUCCUAAGAUUCAUCCAUCUAACGAAGAGACUAAGAAAUCGAACAAACCAGUCCUUAGGAGUUCCACCAUCAAUCGCCUCGCUACUGCCCGAGUAACUCAGCAGAAGGUUUCUCCGAGCCAACCAAAAUCAAGUCCAGCCAAGAAACCUUCCUUGAAGGCAAAUAAGGUGCCUUUGCAGAAGAAACAGCUCCCAAAAGAAGUCAAAUCUUCGAAUCCUAAAGCGAAAGUUCUAUCCGACACUAACGCGAAGACUAAGAUUGAAACAAAAGCCUCACUAGUGCUGCCUAUCAAACCUGUUGCCGCGAAAGCUGUUGAACAAAACAACAACAAUCAUGAUUUGAAAGUCAUUGAAGAGGUAUCCAAGGCAUCACCAGAGAAACAUCCAAGAUCUUUGAUUUCAGAAAGAGAAACCCCGCAUGAAAAUAUGCGCCACCUUCGCACGAACUCGUCUUUGCCAAAUCACGAUCAUCCGUCCGGAGGAAACCAGUCUAGAGGUGAAGAAGUAUCAGACAAGUUACCUUCACUUCAUGGUGAUAACAUGAUCACAGCUUCUUCUACUGCUGCAUUACCUACCAAACCAUUAAUAGAUGAAAGUUAUGUUACUCCACCUAAAGUCUCGGAGAUACAAAUUUCUACACCUCCGCCGAGUAACCAAGAAUCAAUCCACAACAGGAAGAAAUGGAUCAAUGAGGAGGAGGACUCUUCAAAAGCGGCGAAAGGAUUCCGUAAGCUUCUCUUCUUUGGAAGAAGGAGCUGAAGAACCUUUACUAAGGCUAGUUAUGAGUUUUCUUUGAUCAACAGAAAGUGUUUGGCAUGUUGAAUUAUUUGUUGUUUUUGGACACACUCAUUCAUGUGGAAGAUUGUAGAUAGUUUUCAGAUUCUCAUAAAUUUUUCUUGUUUCCUUGUAUUGUAAAUGGUAUUGAAAGUUGUGAUGUUUGCUUUCAUGUUGGUGUUCUUUAACAAUGUUGAAGUCAAUUUUCUGUGAGUAGUAAUUUUGUAAUUGUGUGUUGUAUCAUGGAGUUUAUUUUUAUCCAUUUUCUCAGUUUUAA